ACCCAAGGAGGGGAACUUGUUGCAUAUGAGCAACCCUCCCCCUCAAUGGCUGUUGCUUUAACCUCGGGAGCUUCUUCCUCCUCCGACGCUGCUGAUGUGGUCGAUCCACUCGAGUAUCUUCAUCUCGCCGGCAUGGUCAGAGCGAUCCGAUCAUCCCACGAUGAUCUUGAAUGGGUCGAUCGUGAAUCCAAUCCCGGUCCACAGUUUCAGACGGGAGAAAUUGAUGUAUUACGAACACUUAAGCAGCUGGAUAUCGGUGUUCCGAUCCCGGUGGGACAUUUGCUCACCAUCUCCGAAGCUGCAAAUGAUAAACUCCUGCAACAUUGCCAGAAAAAUCAAAAGCGCUUCACAUACCAGAGAGUACAGCGAAUGUUGAAGGAGAAGGAAGGAGGCCAGGAGGUUGCACCAUCGAAACCUGAAACAGGUGAAUCCGAAGCAGCACGAGUAGCUGCAAUUUCGUUGGCAGAGAAGGAUCACUUCAUACGAGCUCGACCAGUGUUGUGGAAAAGCGCUGAGUGCGAUUGUGAAGUUUGGGGCAAACUGUUUAACGCCCUUAUCGAUACUGGGUCUUCCGCAGUGGCCAUAUAUUUAGACACAGUAACUUGGACGCGGACCAGCGAGCAUCCCGCGUGUCUCGAAAAUCUGGAAUUGCUGAUCAUACAAGCUUGGAGGACUAACGUGGAAGGUGAUCUCCUCGGGUUUCUCUUCGGAUCGGUGCGGUCGGGACAUCGCCAGCUAAUCACUCAAGAACUCGUCGCGCCGAUCGUGCAACUGGCGGACGAUCUCUCUCUUGACAUUGUUUCGCAAAGUGACAACAGCCCCGCUCCGCACGUACUAAUGCGAACGUUGGAUCUGUAUCUUCAGUGGAGUGCAUGCUUGGAAGAGCCUGGGGACGAAGACUCUCUGCCGUCGCGGCAGGAGUAUCUGAAGCCAUACGACAUCAUCAAUCAUGCUUUCUAUCCAAAGGUGGAGGAGGUGGCGAUAGAAGAGGAGGAAAGUGAUGACGAUGAGGAGACAUCGGAAGAGGGAAGCUAUAGCGAGUAUAUCGAGGGCGAGCAGAGCGAAGAAGAAGAAGAGGAAGAAGAAACAGGGUCUUAGUGGGAAGCCUUGCCGGAGCAAGCGGCGCGUACUGGCGCGGAGGCGGAAGAUCCUGAGCCAGCACGCAAGCGAGAAGA
This is a messenger RNA of Chara braunii, 1175 nucleotides long. NCBI's taxonomy places the organism in Eukaryota, Viridiplantae, Streptophyta, Charophyceae, Charales, Characeae. The record is from the annotation of a GenBank genome assembly.